Messenger RNA from Vitis vinifera (wine grape), 3210 nucleotides. RefSeq names its product probable LRR receptor-like serine/threonine-protein kinase At3g47570. Gene Ontology annotation, molecular function: protein binding; protein kinase activity; ATP binding. The transcript is spliced from 4 exons. The coding region runs from base 1 to 3210 and encodes 1069 amino acids. Lineage: Eukaryota; Viridiplantae; Streptophyta; Magnoliopsida; Vitales; Vitaceae. Gene Ontology annotation, biological process: protein phosphorylation. The record is from RefSeq and is a predicted model, not a curated record.
AUGCAGGUGGCCUAUUUCUGGAAGCAGAUGACCAUGAAAACUGUUUUCAAGAUCAAUCCUAACAAGGAAGGAAAGAUUACCAACAUAAAGAGAAAUAAUGAUGUCUUUGAGCCUCAUGUCUCCAAGGUGCAAAACCAGUACUCUCUAUCUUUCAAUGCUACAAGAGACCCCAACUCAGUUUCAGUCUUCAAGUCUGAGAUCAGACUUGACCAGGACAAUGUUUUGGGGAGUAACUCGGCUGAAACUGAAACCUUCUGCAACUGGGUUGGGUCUGUUGUAGCUAUUGAAGACAUCAGUUUGGCGCUUUCUUCCUCAAACUUCACUGAUUUAUCUGCUCUGCUUGCCUUCAAGUCUGAGAUCAAGAUUGACCCCAACAACAUUUUGGGGAGCAACUGGACUGAAACUGAGAACUUCUGCAACUGGGUUGGUGUCUCUUGUAGCCGUCGCAGACAGCGAGUAACAGCUUUGAGCCUUAGAAACAUGGGUCUCCAAGGCACCAUUUCUCCUCAUGUUGGUAACCUUUCCUUCCUCGUCAAGUUUGAUCUCUAUAACAAUAGCUUUCAUGGCCAUCUGAUACCUGAAAUAGGCCAUCUACGUCGCCUGGUAGUCCUAAAUAUGCACCGGAACUUGAUGGAAGGAGCCAUCCCUACAAGCUUACACCAGUGCCAAAAGCUUGAAGUCAUUUCUCUUUCAACCAAUAAAUUUACAGGGGUCAUACCAAACUGGUUAAGCAGCUUACCCUCACUUCAUACCCUAUUCCUUGGACGGAAUAAUUUUUCAGGUACCAUUCCUGCUUCCUUGGGUAACAAUUCAAAGUUACAAUGGCUUGGCUUAGAAAGAAACAACCUUCAUGGAAGCAUUCCAAAUGAGAUAGAGAAUCUUCAGAAUUUGAAGGGAAUUGACUUACAUGCUAAUAAUCUCACUGCGUUGAUACCCCUUGCAAUAUUCAAUAUCUCAUCUCUGCAAAUUCUUUCUUUAUCUCAAAAUCACCUUUCAGGAACUCUUCCAUCAAGUUUUGGCCUUUGGCUGCCAAAUCUUGAGCAACUCUACCUAGGAAUAAAUUAUUUCAGUGGAAACAUCCCAUUGUAUAUAUCAAAUUGUUCUCAGCUCAAAUAUAUACAGUUACCUUUGAACCAGUUUAGUGGACCAGUCCCCACAAGUCUAGGCCAGCUAGAACACCUACAAGAACUUGAUCUGGAAAUAAAUCAGCUAACAAGUCAAUCAGACAGUCUUGAACUCAGUUUCCUUACUUCCUUGACAAGAUGUAGGUCAUUGGAAAAGUUGUAUAUAAGUGGGAAUCCAUUGAAUGGCCUCCUACCAGUUUCUAUUGGAAACCUCUCAAGUUCCCUUCAAGACUUCGUUGCAUAUUCAUGUCAAAUAAAGGGUCCAAUCCCAAAGGAGAUUGGGUCCUUAAGAAAUUUGAAUCAGCUUGAUUUGAGUGAGAACAACAUGACUGGAAGCAUUCCAUCAACAAUCAAGGGAAUGAAAAGCCUGCAGAGGUUAUAUCUUCAUGGCAACCAACUUGAACAAAGCAUUCCGAGAGAGAUUUGCGUCCUCUCAAACUUGGGAGAAAUGGAGCUCCAAAGCAACAGGCUGUCUGGAUCAAUUCCAAGUUGCAUAGGAAAUCUUAGUCAUUUACUGAUCCUGCUCUUGAAUUCCAAUUCACUGUCCUUAUCGAUUCCACCAAGCUUAUGGAACCUUGAAAAUCUCUUGUCCUUGAAUUUAUCAUCUAAUUCACUGGGCGGAAGCCUCCAUGGCAACAUGAGAGUUUUGAAAAUGCUGCAAAGCAUCGACUUAUCUCGGAACAAAUUCUCAGGUAACCUUCCAACUAUUCUUGGGGGCUUUCAAAGCUUAAGUUCUCUCAACUUGUCACAUAACUCAUUCUGGGGGCCUAUUCCUGAAUCCUUUAGAGAAUUGAUAACAUUGGAUUACAUGGAUCUCUCCCACAACAAUAUAUCCGGAUCAAUUCCCAAAUCUAUGGUGGCACUUUCACAUCUCCAAUAUUUGAACUUAUCUUUCAAUAAUCUGUCAGGGGAAAUUCCAAGUGAAGGGCCUUUUGCAAACUUCACAGCAGCAUCUUUUGUGGAGAAUGAAGCACUUUGCGGACUGCCGAUUUUUCAAGUCCCACCUUGUGGAAGUCAUAGUAACCAGGAAUCAAAGGCUAAAUUUAUAUUGAAAUUUAUCCUUCCGGCCAUUGCAUUAAUGUCUAUCGCCAUUGCUGUCAUUGUCAUCAUCCUGAUAAAGUAUCAAAAGAGUAACAUGGAAACACCAAAUACUAUUAAUGUAUUACCUUCUGUGGAGCAUAGAAUGAUUUCAUAUCAAGAGCUUCGCCAUGCGACAAAUGAUUUCUCCGAAGACAACAUCCUCGGAGUGGGAAGCUUUGGCUCUGUCUUCAAAGGAGUACUUUUUGAUGGGACUACUGUUGCUGUUAAACUUCUAAAUUUGCAUCUUGAGGGUGCUUUCAAAAGUUUUGAAGCAGAAUGUAAGGUGCUUGCAAGGGUUCGACACAGGAAUCUUGUAAGAGUCAUAAGUUCAUGCUCCAACCCUGAGCUAAGGGCUGUGGUUUUGCAGUACAUGCCCAAUGGAAGCCUUGAGAAGUGGUUGUAUUCUCACAACUACUGCCUAAAUCUCUUCCAAAGAGUGAGCAUCAUGGUGGAUGUUGCAUUAGCUUUGGAAUAUCUCCAUCAUGGUCAAUCAGAGCCUGUGGUGCACUGUGAUUUGAAGCCUAGCAAUGUCCUCUUGGAUGAUGACAUGGUUGCUCAUGUGGGUGACUUUGGCAUUGCAAAGAUUUUGGUAGAGAAAAAGUCGACAACACAAACCAAGACUCUAGGUACUCUCGGCUACAUUGCACCAGAGUAUGGCUUGGAAGGAAGAGUGUCCACAAGAGGUGACAUUUACAGCUAUGGGAUAAUGUUAUUGGAAAUGCUUACAAGAAAGAAACCCACUGAUGAUAUGUUUGUAGGAGAAUUUUGUUUGAGGGAAUGGGUUAAGGCUAAAAUUCCGGACAAAAUAAUGGAAGUCAUAGAUGGCAAUCUACUGAGAAUUGAAGAUGGAAGAGAUGUGGUUGCAGCACAAGAUCAUCUUUUGGAGAUAAUGGAACUUGGCUUGGAGUGUAGCAAAGAAUUUCCAGAAGAACGGAUUGACAUAAAAGAUGUUGUGGUGAAGCUUAACAAGAUCAAAGUGCAAAUCAUUGCAACUCAUUUGGAAUAG